UGCUAUACAAAUAACCCAAAUGAGAGCCCAAACAACCGAACGACACUCGACUAAGAUAAAUAAAAUUAAAAAAUCUCUAGCCUUGAUUAACCCAAACGAGAGCAUUAGCUUCUGGCAACCCUAAAAAAAAAACACAAGUCCUCGAAGAGCUCACAAAAAAGCCUAAAAAUAUGGAUAAACCGACAAAAAAUCUGGCGAAUGAUUGCGUAAAUAUUACCAUUACUUUUUAUAUAUAUGCAUAUAUGCUAUGAUUUUGUUAUACUUUUUUAAGGAGGAAAAAUAAUUCCGAAUAUAUAUUUCCGGAAUAUUUUUAUUAUUCUAAAUACUAAAACUUAUCAACAACUAUUGGAAAUUGAAUGGUUCUUUCAGAGAGUAUAUUUCAAUCUUUUUUAUAUGAAUGUUUCAUAUAUAUCUAAAUCUAGAUCUAAAGAUCUAAAUUUCAAAUUAUUGGUUUUAAACCAGUGAUUAUCUAUUAUCAGGUAAUAGAAUAAUUAUGAUUAUUAAAAAUCAGUGAGACACCAUUAAUUUUAAGCCUUGAUAAUAUCUACAGUAUUAAUUACAAAUUCGUGCGAAUAAAAAUGCUAUAAAAACCCUUUAAUCACAAAAUUUAUUUUAAACUAAAUUCGAAAAUGUGUCGCGCAGUUUCAAUAAUACUUGUUAUCCUCCUGAGCUUGGUAACAUAUUCUCUAACAGUGAAAUACGAAUUCAUAUUGGAGGAGGAAAAUAUAUUUUCCAAGUGUCACGAUGAGCACCCGGGUUAUUCCGAUAUAAACAAACUUUUGGAUUUAUCAAACUUUUCAAUGAAAUUCGUAGAAGGCGGAACAGAAGUAUCUGGCUAUUUAACUACGCUAUGGGAUAACGAACCAACAGAUAUCAUUCAGGCCUCUGUUGGUGUUACUUACCUUGAUCGUGGAUUUUGGCAGCCAACUAUAUUGAAUAUGAAGUAUAACGAUUUCUGUAGCAUUUGGAUAGAUAAAAACAAUUUUUUCUAUCAAGUCACUUCCCAUAUUCUCAAUUAUGAUGAAGCGAAAAAGAACUGUUUAAAUGUUGCAGGAACUAAGCUUACUUUUGAGCCAUUUGUUAUGUCUAUUACAUAUGGCUUAGAUGUACCGCUGAGACCUGGUCGGUACAAAAUGACUUAUCUACUAACUGCAGUAGACAAACAUGGAAACCUUCGACCCACACCGAUUUGUGCGGAUAUUAAUGGUAGCUUUGAGAAACUGAAAACAAAGUAACAAUUUGAUUCAUGUUAAAUGAUUGUAAAUCUAACGAUGCAAGCCUUUAAGUAUGUUAAAAUGGAAAAAUAAAUAAAUAAAAGGUUUGCCAAUUCAAAAACAUAUUCCAAAACCCUUUGGAAAUAAUAAGCUUAA
This is a messenger RNA of Drosophila kikkawai, 1370 nucleotides long. The record is from RefSeq and is a predicted model, not a curated record. Lineage: Eukaryota; Metazoa; Arthropoda; Insecta; Diptera; Drosophilidae.